This is a messenger RNA of Anguilla rostrata (American eel), 4049 nucleotides long. RefSeq names its product HECT domain and ankyrin repeat containing E3 ubiquitin protein ligase 1 (gene hace1). Gene Ontology annotation, molecular function: ubiquitin protein ligase activity; protein binding. Gene Ontology annotation, biological process: membrane fusion; protein polyubiquitination; Golgi organization. Lineage: Eukaryota; Metazoa; Chordata; Actinopteri; Anguilliformes; Anguillidae. Gene Ontology annotation, cellular component: nucleus; cytoplasm; Golgi membrane. Bases 208 to 2988 code for a protein of 926 amino acids. The record is from RefSeq and is a predicted model, not a curated record. The transcript has 24 exons.
UGCACGUCAAACACAAGGAAAUCCUGAAUGAAUCAAAGGCAGUGCAGCGGAGGCUCUUACGCUCCCUAAUCGGAAUCUCCGAACGCAGAACCAGUUUUACUACAAGCCAGCUAACGCUAUCUAGAUGGAUGACACCAGGAAACUACUCAGUAUAGAACUAAUAGAAUAAGCGCAAUCCCCCCGUUUCUUCCGGUUGAUUUCACACCUAUGAUGGAACGGGCGAUGGAGCAGUUGAACGUACAACUGAAUCGGCUAACGCGCUCACUACGCCGCGCCAGGACCGUGGAACUACCGGAGGAUAAUGAGACUGCCGUGUACACCCUUAUGCCAAUGGUGAUGGCAGACCAGCACAGGUCAGUGUCAGAGCUGCUGCUGAACUCAAAGUUUGACGUGAACUACGCUUUUGGGCGUGUGAAGAGGAGUCUGCUGCACAUCGCUGCCAACUGUGGAUCGGUGGAAUGUCUGGUUCUGCUGCUGAAGAGAGGAGCGAACCCAAACUACCAGGACAUCUCAGGGUGCACCCCCCUGCACUUGGCUGCCAGGAACGGGCAAAAGAAGUGUAUGGGCAGACUGUUGGAAUACAAUGCAGAUGUGAACAUCUGUAACAAUGAGGGACUGACCGCAAUACACUGGCUUGCAGUCAAUGGGCGGACUGAGUUGCUGCAUGACCUGGUCCAGCACGUGAGCAAUGUGGAUGUGGAGGAUGCCAUGGGACAGACCGCCCUACACGUGGCAUGCCAAAAUGGCCACAAGACGACUGUACUGUGCCUGCUGGACAGUGGCGCAGACAUCAACCGGCCGAAUGUCUCUGGAGCCACACCCCUGUACUUCGCCUGUAGUCAUGGUCAGAGAGACACGGCGCAGAUUCUCCUCUCCCGCGGGGCCAAGUAUUUGGCUGACAAAAACGGGGUGACGCCCCUGGACCUGUGUGUACAGGGUGGUUAUGGUGAGACGUGUGAGAUUCUCAUUCAGCACCAUGGGAGAUUGUUCCAGACCCUCAUCCAGAUGACACAGAACGAUGACAUCAAAGAGAACAUGCUGAGGCAGGUCCUGGAGCAUGUCUCCCAGCAGAGUGAGCUGCACUACCAGAGGAUCCUGACCAGCCUUGCUGAGGUGGCCACCACCAAUGGGCACAAGCUCCUGAGUUUAUCCAGUAACUACGAGGCCCAGAUGAAGAGCCUGCUGCGGAUCGUGCGGAUGUUCUGCCACGUUUUCCGGUUGGGGCCCUCCUCCCCCAGCAACGGGAACGACAUGGGCUACAACGGCAACAAGACGCCCAAGAGCCAGGUGCUGAAGACUGGGCUGUCUCUGCUGCAGCCUCUGGAGCUGCUGUGGCACUCCCUGGACGAGUGGCUGGUUCUGAUCUCCACCGAGCUGCAGAAGAACUGCAGCGACCCGGCCUCCGGCGCCGACAUCGCCUCCCUCCUGCUGAAGCAGCGCGAGGCCGACUCCUCUGUCAGCGCCAUCGCCACGGUAACGGACUACGGCAGCGGCGCCGUCCCCUCGGCUCUCCCGUCCCCCGGCCAGCCUUCGCUGGACCCGGAGGUUGUCAUGGUGACGCCCGAGACCUGCUGCGACGGCGAGGAUGUCAUAUCCAUGACCGCCAGCCGCCUCAGCGCUGUUAUACAGGCCUUCUACAUGUGCUGUUCCUGUCAGAUGCCACAAGGGAUGACGUCUCCUCGCUUCAUAGAGUUUGUCUGCAAACACGACGAGGUGCUCAAAUGUUUCGUCACCAGGAACCCCAAGAUCAUCUUCAACCACUUCCACUUCCUGCUGGAAUGUCCCGAGCUCAUGUCCAGGUUCAUGCACAUCAUUAAAGCUCAGCCGUUUAAGGAGAGGUGCGAGUGGUUCUACGAGCACCUGCUGGCCGGCCAGCCCGACUCGGACAUGGUCCACCGGCCCGUCAACGAGAACGACAUUCUGCUUGUCCACAGAGAGUCCAUCUUCCGCAGCAGCUGUGAGGUCGUCUCCAAAUCCAGCAACCAGAAGCUGAAGCAGGGCAUCGCUGUGCGUUUCCAUGGCGAGGAAGGCAUGGGCCAAGGCGUGGUACGGGAGUGGUUUGACAUCCUCUCCAACGAGAUCAUCAACCCCGACUACGCCCUCUUCACGCAGUCCGCCGACGGAACCACCUUCCAGCCCAACAGUAACUCCUCAGUGAACCCAGACCACCUCAAUUACUUUCGCUUUGCCGGCCAGAUCCUGGGCCUGGCGCUGUACCACAGGCAGCUGGUCAACAUCUACUUCACCCGCUCCUUCUACAAGCACAUACUGGGGAUCCCAGUGAACUACCAGGAUGUGGCGUCCAUCGAUCCAGAAUAUGCCAAGAACCUCCAGUGGAUACUGGACAAUGACAUCAGCGACCUGGGCCUGGAGCUCACCUUCUCCGUGGAAACGGACGUGUUCGGGGCGAUGGAGGAGGUCCCACUCAAGCCAGGCGGUAUCAGCAUCCUCGUCACGCAGGACAAUAAGGCGGAGUACGUGCAGCUGGUGACAGAGCUGAGGAUGACCCGGGCGAUCCAGCCCCAGAUCAACGCCUUCCUGCAGGGCUUCCACACCUUCAUCCCCCCGUCCCUCAUCCAGCUGUUUGACGAGUACGAGCUGGAGCUGCUCCUCUCGGGAAUGCCGGAGAUUGACGUGGCGGACUGGAACAGAAACACGGAAUACACCAGCGGGUACGACCUGGAUGAGCCCGUCAUCCAGUGGUUCUGGGAGGUGGUGGAGAGCCUGACGCAGGAGGAGAGAAUUCUCCUGCUCCAGUUUGUCACUGGCAGUUCCCGGGUGCCUCACGGUGGGUUUGCGUACCUGAUGGGGGGGAGUGGCUUACAGAAAUUCACCAUUGCUGCAGUGCCCUACACCGCCCACCUGCUGCCUACAUCCAGCACCUGCAUCAACAUGCUCAAACUCCCAGAAUACCCCAGUCAGGAAGUCCUCAGAGACAGGCUGCUUGUCGCACUGCAUUGUGGGAGUUACGGGUACACCAUGGCAUGAGGUGUGUCCGUACGUCCGUGUGUGAGUUUGCGUGUGCAGACGUGCGCGUUGUGUGCAACACGCCACCCUGCCGUAUGUGGUAUGUUCAAUGUGCAGGCUUUACAACAGGGAUCUCCUUUUUAAACUCGCUCCGCUCCCUCUUAUCUCACUCCUCUUAUUUAUACGGCAUUAUUUUAAGCCAGUUAUUCAUAAAGAUAAUUAUCAAUAUGCCUUUCUUGCAAAAACUGGGGCUCGGAGCAAUCAGUUAAAGCUAAAGCUCUUUACGGAGGGCAGGAAACAAGCCAAGCUCAGCUGCCAAAGUCUGUCUCAGCACCGUCUUCGUCUCCGAGCAACCCCUCGGUGCUGCCGAGCCAGAGGGCGCAGUUCUGGCCUCCGCCACCGUGUGGCACUCUUCCACUGUCCCCGCGCUCGUCGGCUGAGUCGCCCCCUCUGUGGAACAGGGAUCGUUUUUACACUCCGUGGUUUUUCUGCUGCUGUCAGCUGGCCCGUGCCGGCCCGCCGUCGGCCCGCUGGGCACGGGGUUUGGCCUUCUUGGGUUCGACUCUGACUCCACGUUUUCUGUGUUGAAAUGGCUACACUACACCAUACGUUGUUCCUGAAUUAUUUACUUUUUAGAUAUUAUUUUAAAUUUUAUGUGUUCUGUAUAUUUUGAAUAAGAUGACCAUGAGGAAAAACCCAUUGUCAAAGCAAUACGUAAUGGGUGUAUACUUGGUAAAAUGUGCCAAAACAUCACAGAUGUACAGUACAUUCAGUAGUAGCGUUUCCGUUUGCAUGGUAUGUGGUAAAACAAUGUUUUACAAAGAGAGACAAAAAGUGUAUCAUGCCAUUUUAUGUAGAUCAUUUUUCCAUAAGUUCUCUGCAACUCCAAAUAAUUCUUAUUAUUUUUUAAGAUUACCCAACGAAUGUAAAUGUCAUAUUUGAUGUAAUUUAUCAGUAUUGUUUUUGAUGUAUAGCUGUUUUGCCUUUGUAAACAGACGUUCUUGUUUGUAGUAUACAGUACCUUUAUAUAUAUUUCUGCAGACCAAUAUGAAAAUGCAUUAAAUUACAUAUUUUAUCAUAAA